ACCAAACUGCAAAACGAUUACUCAAUAUCGAAUAUCAAAAAGAGAAAACAAACAAAGAACAGUUGACUACUGAAUAUAGUUUGACAACAUCUCCUGAACCUUUUAAUAUUCUUAUAUGGGAUCAGCAUAUGCAGAUCCCACAGGAUAUCUAUCAUUCGAUAGAAGGCAAAGCUAGAACUUUGCUAGAUGUGAUAUUUAAUAUACUUAAUGCUAGCGGUGAGGUGGCUUUCUUAAAGAGCUGGAAAACUAUUGAAAACCCUUCUUCUUAG
This is a messenger RNA of Racocetra persica, 269 nucleotides long. Lineage: Eukaryota; Fungi; Glomeromycota; Glomeromycetes; Diversisporales; Gigasporaceae. The record is from the annotation of a GenBank genome assembly.